Fopius arisanus is the source of this 5644-nucleotide messenger RNA. Its product is annotated as dual specificity tyrosine-phosphorylation-regulated kinase 2. The record is from RefSeq and is a predicted model, not a curated record. Gene Ontology annotation, molecular function: ATP binding; protein serine/threonine/tyrosine kinase activity; protein serine/threonine kinase activity. Gene Ontology annotation, cellular component: cytoplasm; cytoskeleton; nucleus. Gene Ontology annotation, biological process: peptidyl-threonine phosphorylation; peptidyl-serine phosphorylation. Lineage: Eukaryota; Metazoa; Arthropoda; Insecta; Hymenoptera; Braconidae. The coding region runs from base 1850 to 3769 and encodes 639 amino acids. The transcript has 2 exons.
ACUCUCACUAGUGUCUCCAGUUUAAUAAUAUUUAUUUAUGUGAAUUAUUCACCUGCAUUUAUGUAUGAAAAUAAAUGUGAGGAUGGACAAUUGCUAACAAUAAUUCAUCAUAUUCGGCAAAUCCGUGGUGUGGUGGGACUGGUGCUAUGAAAAUAGCCGAUUGAAUAUACGGGUUGAAGGCAAGUUGAGCGUCACCUAUGUAAGAUAUAUACAGUUAGACGAAACACAGUGAAAAGUGUUGAAAGGAAAAAAAAAAACAUGAAGGUAAAGAAAAAUUAACGCCCUGUGAUAUAAAGAAGAGGUUACUAGCCACCAGUGUGUCAGUUUAAUAUUUAUUCUCGAAUCAUUGUAGAAAAUUCAUGGGAGCACUGAGUGCAGGUAGAGACGAGGGUACGGAUUGAAUUGAGUUCAACGACUUGACGACUGAGUAUGAGUCAGAAGAUACAAGUGCUCGAGUCUCUUUUACCCCUUGUAUUGUUGAAGCCUUCCUGCCAUCGUUCGAGAAUCCUUCGUUUAGUUUUAUUUAAAAAAGUGACAAAUCCAUAAUUUAUCUGUCUGGAAUUUUAGAAUCACUGGAUGUUCUUUUUUUUAGUGCACCGCGAACAUUAGUGUGAAUGAGGACACGGGGGUAAUUUUGCGCAAGUUUAUAAUGUGCACGUGUACAUGGCAAUGGUGAUAGCAUUGUUUGUGAUGGGAAGGUUGUUCCCUUAUAAUUUAUAUUCGUCGGAGCUCAACCGAUGAAAAGGGGGAAAAAAUAGUGCAGCUGAAGUGAAGUGACCAGAACGGACUAGGGGAAGAGAACUGACUCGGUAUGGAUAUUUAAAACACAUGGAACUCCAGUGAUUCUUUCAGUUGGGGUGGAUAUAUCUGAGUGAAAAAAAAUUGGGGUUUCGACAUCGGUCGAUAAAGUGAAGGUGCGUUCUGCUGUUUGUCUUUUCCCAAGGUUUAUGAGCAAUUUUUCAUUGAUUGUUUAUAGUCAAACCAUUGGAAGAGCCUCGAAUACUCUUGGAAAAUGAAGAAAAUAGUGAUAAUACCAGUUGCAGUUACGUGACUGGCUCUUUUUUUUCGAUUUGCUGAGCUCGAGGCAAUUUUUAUAAUUGCCAUUGAUGACUUGAAGGACUGAAUUGUGAGGGAUUUAGGAUUUAUUGUUUGGGUAAUUUAAUGGAUUAAUGAAGAACUUGAGUAAAUGUGCGGGUGCAAUGGACGAGGGGAGUCAUCAAACUUGGCCAGCCAAGUGCCAACAACCUCCAAUACUAGAGGACUAAACUCAUAAUGUGUUUGUCCUCGUGUACGAUAGACUGUAAAAUUAGACGUACGAAAGCACGUUUGAGAGUGCGAAAAAUAAAACGUACAAGGGAGAAGGUUGAUGGUGAACCAGACGAAAUGACUGAUAUGUGAUAAAGUAUUAGGAAAAAUCGUUUGGAACAUUUCAUUUGAUUUUCAUUAAGUCUCCACGAUUGACUCGUCGAUGGAAAGUCAUCAUCAGCAACAGGGGAAAUGAAUAAAUGAAAAUUUGAGGAAAAUAUUUUCUAACUAGUCCAACUGCAUUUCAACUAAUGCAUCGGGAAAAUCGUGCAGACAAAUUUAAAGAGAGUAGAACAAAUUUUUAAUGGUGAUAUCCUGAGUAAUCUCUAAAUUUUUAUCGUGAAAUAAUUGAUUGAUUCUCAUAAUGGAGAUUGUAUCCACUCACUCGAGAAUUUUAUUAGUUGGAAAUAAUGAUGUAAACGGAGAAUCAAUGACGAUAUUAUCAAAAUGACUAGCAACUAGAAAAGAUACGUACGAUAAUUGUCGAUAUAAAAUAAUGAACGGAGGGAAGAUGGAAUAAUGAAUUUUUUUGUUAUAAUUACAAAUGUGUAGCGCCGUCGAGAUGCCCUUGUCACUACCAAAUCCGUUUGUGCCUAUGAGCGCUAUUUCAACACAGUCGUACAUCUCAACGAGUGAAAAUAAUCAUCUGCCACCGUUAAAAUCUGGUAAUUAUGGGGUAAAAUCUGGUGAAUCACCACCAUCACAUCUCACCCAUUCCUCCCACAGCGGCAGUACACAUCUGCCAAGUUUGGGCUCAAGUGCAAACAACAGUUUGCAAAAUUUAACGAGUAACUCAGAGAGUUUAAACCUGAGUUUGAGCUCUCACACGAGUCACAACAGCAACAAUUCGAAUCAUAAUCCUCAUUCCCAAUCAAACAGUCAGACAAACAGUCCCCUUGGCAAAAAUGGACGAACAGAGGGUAAUAAUUCGAGUCGGGUUAUCCCAAAAAUGGCGAUAACACCUGAGAUUGUUAUGAAGCUGUACAUGAAUAAAUUGACGGAGUACGAGCAGCAUGAGAUAUUUACGUAUCCACAGAUUUACUUCAUUGGAGCGAAUGCGCAGAAAAUACCGGCAAGUCUUGGAUUACCCAACAAUCACCUCUAUGAUAAUGAUCAGGGAAGUUAUAUUCAUUCAGCACACGAUCAUGUGGCAUAUAGAUACGAAGUUCUCAAAGUUAUUGGUAAAGGCUCGUUUGGACAAGUUGUUAAAGCUUACGAUCAUAAAAUUCAUGAGCACAUUGCUUUAAAAAUUGUGAGGAAUGAGAGGCGAUUCCAUAGACAAGCCCAGGAGGAAAUACGUAUACUUGCCAAUCUAAGAGAACAGGAUAAAGACAAUACAAUGAAUAUUAUUCAUAUGUUUGAUUCUUUCACCUUCAGAAAUCACAUGUGCAUUACUUUUGAGUUGUUGAGCAUUAAUCUUUAUGAGCUUAUCAAGAAAAAUAAGUUCCAGGGCUUCAGCCUCCAACUAGUUAGAAAGUUCUGUCACUCAUUGCUGCAAUGUUUGGAUGCACUGUACAAGAACAAGAUUAUUCAUUGUGACAUGAAGCCAGAAAAUGUAUUACUGAAGCAGCAAGGAAGAAGUGGCAUUAAGGUAAUUGAUUUCGGCUCAAGCUGUUAUGAAGAUCAGCGAGUUUACACUUACAUUCAGAGUAGAUUUUACCGUGCACCAGAAGUUAUAUUAGCUGCUAAGUACGGAAUGCCGAUAGAUAUGUGGAGUCUGGGUUGCAUUCUCGCUGAGCUCUAUACCGGAUUCCCCCUCCUACCAGGAGAAGACGAAGGUGAUCAACUAGCUUGCAUUAUCGAGCUGCUUGGUAUGCCCCCAAGGAAAAUGAUAGACAGCUCGAAGCGCUCGCGCCAAUUCUUCAGCUCCAAGGGCUAUCCCAGGUAUUGUAAAGCCAGUACAACCGCCAAUGGUGCAACUCUUCUCCAUGGUAGCAUCUCCAGAAGAGGUAAAUUACGUGGUCCACCUGCCUCGAAGGACCUUAAAGACGCACUUAAAGGCUGUGAGGAUCAACUCUUCCUCGAUUUCAUUCGCAAAUGUUUGCAAUGGGAUCCCGAGCAAAGAAUGACGCCAGCUAAAGCCCUCAGGCAUCCGUGGCUCAGGCGGAGGCUACCAAAGCCUCCGGAUGACAAGACUGAUGGCCAGUCUGUCCAAUCAACUGCCGUUGUACCAGCAUCCAGUAGUCGAAGCUCCAGUAAAACUAACCUAGGAUCAGCUGGUAUUACUAACAAAAUCCGUCAAAUCAGUGAUCAAAGAUCGACCAUUCAAGCUAAACAUCUUCCAGUUGCUAUGGCCCAUCCAAUCGCGUCCAAUCAAUUGUCGAUUACACAAUCAAAUCACUCGCAUCAUCACUCGCACAAUGGAUCUCAUGAGUCGUCCCACGACAGUCACAGUUCACACGGUUCGUCCGGUGGCUCCAGCAGAUUUGUCGUUGCUAAAGACAGUGUUCUACAUUUGUGGUGAUAAAUCUAUCUCAUGAUUUUGUCUUUGCUGUUUCAUGUGUACCGUGUGGUUUUCAGAGGGUUUGCCCUGAACGAUGGGGGCCAAGUGCCAUUUGGGGUUGAUGUGGAAGUCGAGAAGAGUGAGUUAUACUUGAGGAUGUCAUGUGGAAUUUAAAAGGCAUUUACACAAUUGUUGAAAGAAGCUUCAAUUUAUAUUCUUGCUGGAGAGACCAGGGGAGUAUUCUUCAGUGAUUUCACUGGAAAUAUGAUGAGGUAACUGCAGAAAUUUUCUCAUUCAAGGGAGUUUGAUUUUUUUUUUGUUUUUUUUUUUUGCACCCAUGAAAAUGCUUGGAAGCAGCUGUUUUCUAUGGGGAGAGGCAAUCGAAAAAUCAAUCGUGAUAAAUGAUUUAUUGAAACGAUAUUUCGAGACAAAUUCUUUGUAAUUAUUUUAAGGAUUAAUGCAUUUCGAGAGAAUGUCACAACAAUCAUGUAAUUAUUUCCUAAAAUUGGGAAUUCGUAGAAGUAUAUCGCCCUCAAUCGAUUCGUUCUAUGAAUAGUAGAAGAGUAGAUAUCAAUUAUCAAUAAAAUCCCCAUGACAUUCUCAAAACUACGCAGGGAUUGUACAACUCAGCGAUUAGAGUGUUUUUUGUAAAUAAUUUAUUAAUUUUAAUUUUUUCUUUUGCACUGAUGCACAUUAUGACUCUAGAUAUAUCAGUCUGUCAUUACUAGAGGUGAUUAGAUUUUCAUGAUCGAUGACAGCUGAGUGAUGAAUAACGAAUAAUGAUUUUUAAGAUGAAAUUGUUAUAAAAUAAUGCAGGUACUGAUUACGUGACUAGGGUCAUGAUAAAUAAUAUAACGAGCGCUGAAACGUGAGAAAUAAUAAUGGAAGAUGCAAAAGAAAACGAAAUGGAAAAUAGAAAUGAUAAUUAUUGAUAAAUUUGUAGAACUUAGUUGAGUCGUGAUAAGAAACACAGAAUGUUUUGUGAUAUAAAGCUUAGGCGUUUUAUUGUAGUUUAUGAUGAUUGAAGAAGAAAAGCAAAAUACAUAAAAAUCAUUAUUUUAUCGCGCUAAUGAUUCAACAAAUACAAAGAAAAAAUCAAUGUAGUUGACGAAGAGAAUUCAUUCGUAGUUGAGAUGUAGAUGAAGGAGCCAUGUUUCAGGCGGAAAGUAAGAUCAGAUUCAGUCAUAUGGGAUAAAUUCUGUUGUGAGGCUUUCAAUGCCUAUUAGAUAUCUCUCCCUUCCGCCACUUAUUUUCUUUCCGUUGAAAUUAAUUACAGAACAUUUCGAAGAUUUCAUGGUAAAAGAAAAUAGAAAUGUUCAAAUUGAAAAAAAAAACGGCGAAAAUCGACAAAAAUAAUGUCCGAAAGAUAAUCCAAUCAGACCUUGAAUUUUUUUAGUUUUCCGUUUUUCCUACCUUCUCACUUUGUGUUGAUAUUGUCAAGGGUGAAGAGAUUUAGUAAAUAUAGAUAAUCAUUAUACAAUCGAACUGAUUUUGAGACUGUAAUCGCGUCUCGAUGUACUAUAUUGCAUGAAUGUUUGUAUUAUAAUGUAUUUCUUGAACACUAGUGAAAGAGGAGGUAUAAUUGAAUAACAGGUGGAGAACUCACGUGGAUUUAAUAAGUAAUUAAGAGAUCAUUAUUUUGUCCGAGAGACCGAUAUCCUGACGCUUUUAUUCGGACUAGACUUUAUUCAGUGUAAUUAUUUGUCCAAGCUCAAGGUAUAUAUUGUUUUUACUGGUAAGCGGGAGAAUAAUUGAAAAAUAUAAGCGCAGAACGUAAUAUUUCAUGUUUGAAAAUACUCAUUCGGCAAUUUUUACUGUAAUUCAUAAAACACGGAAGAAGAACGUGAAGCAAUUGGGAAGAUAAUUUUAUACAAUUAUAUACAUUCAUAAGAAAAA